CCCGCAUUGGAUCCUCUCCACUGCCGCGGGAGCCUGGCAAUUCUGUCUCCUCCGAGCUGGGGAGUGAGUCUGGAGCCACCGCAAGCACAGGCACCAGUGGCAGUGGCAGCGAGCGUGAGAGCGCGCGGAGCAGUCGCCGGCGUCGGAGAUGAAGGAGAGUCGCGGGUCGAGGGCGGCGGUGGACGAGCGCUACGCGCAGUGGAAGUCGCUUAUCCCCGUCCUCUACGACUGGUUCGCCAACCACAACCUCGUCUGGCCGUCCCUCUCCUGCCGGUGGGGCCCGCAGUUUGAGAAAGCUACCUACAAGAAUCGGCAGCGCCUUUACCUAUCCGAGCAGACGGAUGGGAGUGUGCCUAAUACUCUGGUUAUCGCAAAUUGUGAAGUUGUCAAACCAAGGGUUGCAGCUGCAGAACAUAUCUCGCAGUUUAAUGAGGAAGCACGGUCACCUUUCGUGAAGAAGUAUAAGACUAUAGUUCAUCCGGGCGAGGUUAACAGAAUCAGGGAGCUUCCGCAAAACAGUAAGAUCAUAGCUACUCACACCGACAGUCCAGAUGUACUUAUUUGGGAUGUUGAGGCCCAGCCAAACAGACAUGCUGUCCUUGGAGCAACUGAAUCUCGCCCUGAUUUGAUAUUAAGGGGACAUCAGGAAAAUGCUGAAUUUGCGCUUGCCAUGUGUCCAGCAGAACCAUAUGUACUAUCUGGAGGAAAGGACAAAUCUGUUGUCCUGUGGAGCAUCCAAGACCACAUAUCUGCCCUUGGGGAUUCCUCAAAAGUUGAGUCUUCCCCUGGAGCAUCAGGCAGCAAGCAGUCUGGUAAAACUGCGAAUGAGAAGGAUACUCCUAAAGUUGAUCCUCGAGGUGUAUUCCAUGGACAUGACAGCACUGUUGAAGAUGUUCAGUUCUGCCCUUCUAGUGCACAGGAGUUCUGUAGUGUGGGUGAUGAUGCUUGUCUUAUCCUCUGGGAUGCUCGGACUGGUACUGUUCCUGCUGUUAAGGUUGAGAAAGCGCACAGUGGAGAUGUUCAUUGUGUUGAUUGGAAUCCCCUUGAUGUUAACUACAUCUUAACUGGGUCUGCUGAUAAUUCUGUCCGUAUGUGGGAUCGGCGAAAUCUGGGUUCUGGAGGAGCUGGUUCUCCAAUUCACAAAUUUGAGGGUCAUAAAGCUGCUGUUCUUUGUGUUCAGUGGUCACCUGACAAAGCAUCUGUUUUUGGAAGCUCUGCGGAAGAUGGUUUCUUAAAUGUGUGGGAUCAUGAGAAGGUUGGAAAGAAGAAAACUAAUGCACCAGCUGGGCUUUUCUUUCAACAUGCUGGUCAUAGGGAUAAGAUUGUUGACUUCCACUGGAAUUCAUCUGAUCCUUGGACGAUUGUGAGUGUCUCUGAUGAUGGUGAGAGCACUGGUGGAGGUGGAACAUUGCAGAUAUGGCGCAUGAGCGAUUUGAUCUACCGCCCAGAAGAGGAAGUUCUUGCAGAGUUGGAGAAUUUCAAGUCUCACUUGGCCAGCUGCACUCCGAGGAAUUGAAUCAUGUGAUCAUCUGUGAAAUUCAAUCCUGUGAAAACUCUGAGUAGGUAUCCUAGUUUCCUGGCCAUAAGUAUGGCACCUGUUGACAUUGGUUCUGUCCUCUGAUGCUCCUAGACCUGUACCCUUUAGGGGCUUGUGACUACAGCUUGUAUUUUACUUGUUGUAUGACUGAAAUUUCUAUGUUCGCAAACGUAGCAGAGCUGGAUGCCUCUGUAGUCACAAGUUAAACACAAUUGGGAUAUUGGGAUAUUGCUAAGAUUUAUUCUAGAAAAUUCUUUUGGACCUAA
Messenger RNA from Phragmites australis (common reed), 1803 nucleotides. RefSeq names its product WD-40 repeat-containing protein MSI4-like. The record is from RefSeq and is a predicted model, not a curated record. NCBI's taxonomy places the organism in Eukaryota, Viridiplantae, Streptophyta, Magnoliopsida, Poales, Poaceae. Gene Ontology annotation, cellular component: nucleus. The transcript is spliced from 15 exons. Gene Ontology annotation, biological process: regulation of gene expression. Bases 149 to 1516 code for a protein of 455 amino acids. Gene Ontology annotation, molecular function: histone binding.